Molecule: messenger RNA, 216 nt
Organism: Caenorhabditis elegans
Lineage: Eukaryota; Metazoa; Nematoda; Chromadorea; Rhabditida; Rhabditidae
Gene: F54F2.6
Exons: 1
Coding region: 1-216 (71 amino acids)
Source: RefSeq, marked reviewed
AUGAAGCACAAGAGAAUGAUGUUGCCUCACUAUGUGCGUGUGUAUGUAUGUGUGCGUACGGACGGAGAAAACGAAAAAGCAGGACAAAGCGAGGAAUACGACGAUGACGAUAAAGAGGAAAAUAAGAAGCGCAGACGAAACAACGGCCGCCGGGGGCCACCCGAGAAAAAGAAGUCCAGAAGGGGCGGCGAAGAGCAGACGCAGAGAAUCAUCUAA